Cloeon dipterum is the source of this 3948-nucleotide messenger RNA. RefSeq names its product progestin and adipoQ receptor family member 4. Lineage: Eukaryota; Metazoa; Arthropoda; Insecta; Ephemeroptera; Baetidae. Gene Ontology annotation, molecular function: signaling receptor activity. The transcript is spliced from 5 exons. Gene Ontology annotation, cellular component: membrane. The coding region runs from base 169 to 1044 and encodes 291 amino acids. The record is from RefSeq and is a predicted model, not a curated record.
CCAGCGAAGCGAGCCAGCGAGCAGAGCUCGGAGUGAGCCGAGCACCACCGUCACCCUCGCACCUCGCAGCUCGAGCGCCGAUCGGUCAUCAGGGGCCAAUCCGGGUCCGAGCGUGCCUCCAUCCGGCCCAGCGUGCCGCUCCGUUUUCAUGAGAAGAUAGCGGCCGAAAUGGACGACGAGAAGAAGAAACGGAAGCUCCUCAAAUGGCACGACAUGCCCAGGUACCUGCAGUUCAACCCCUACAUCCUCACCGGCUACCGGCCCGUGCAGAGCGUGUGGGACUGCGUGCAUUCCCUCUUCUACUUCCACAACGAGACCAUCAAUAUUCUCACCCACGGUGUGCCGAUAGUGUACAUUCUGGCGACAGUUCCUGGUCUCCUACCGUGGAAAAACCACCCUGAAUACGACCUGAUCGGCCACGUGCUGCCCUGGUGCCACCUGGUGGGCAGCGUGGCGCCUUGGGUCGGCUCCUUCUUCUACCACCUCUUCAUGAACUGCGAGCUGGGCGGCGAGCGGCUUUACCAUCGCCUCCUGCAGAUGGACAUGCUCGGCAUCUGGAUGAGCCAGAGCAUAGGUGCAAUGCCAAUGGUGAUCGCCACUGUUCACUGCAUGCCGUUACUGCUCAAGUACCCGCUCUUUGCCUUUUACGUGGUGCUAUCAAUCUGGGGCCUCUACAAGGCCCUCACCGCCUGGUCGCCCUGGGAGAGACGACUCUGCUUCGCGCUGCCCUUCCUUAUGAGGGUCUUUUUCUGUGGCCUCCGCUCUCUGGGUCUCGCUGGCGGCAACCCGGACGCGCUGCUCCACGUCAUCCUUCAGGACGCGGUUUCGGCCGUGGGCGGCGCCAUCGGAGCGAUGCACGUGCCGGAGAAGUGGUUCCCCGGGCGGCUGGACGCGUGGUUCAACUCGCACAACAUCAUGCACGUGCUGGUGGUGACGGCCGUGUACUCGAUGCACCAGGCCACCGUGAAAGACCUGCAGUGGAUGGCCGACGAGGGUGUCUGCUCGGCCAGGUCGGCGCCCGAGCCCGAGAUGGCCGAGCUGUGAGCGGCCGCGUCGCCACGACCAAUUUUUCCCCCUCUUUCGACUGAAAGCACGUUAAGUAGCUGCAAAAAAGCGAUUUUAACCACGAGAGAAAAAAGAAAGAAAGCAAGUUGAUGAUGUUGCAUGUGAUUCGGACUUUUUAACGCACGUCGUGACGACUGGUGAAUUUGAGAACGCAGUGCGCUGUUGACUUUUUUUAAGAACUACCUGCCGUGUUUGUGCCGAGGAGCGGCACGCGCACGUUGUUGCAGUUGACACACUCAACUGAUAUUUGAGUCAAAUUAUAUAAAUAAAUCGAUCAUUCCACGGAUAGAGAUGCUGUCAAUGAUUCCGCGUUUAGAUGUCAGUCUGGGGUGGUUUCUCAUUCCGAAAUCUGUUGGAAAGCCUUGUAGACUUUUUGGGGGUGAUAUUUAAUGAUUUCCACUAUUUGAUUCCAAAGCUUGUAUCGAGGAGUCGUUUGUUAGGACCAAAGUGAUCUUUUUAGCGCCUUGGUACUUUUCUUGCACUAGCCUGCUUCAACACGUAAACACAUACGAAUCUAGUCAUUUUGUAUCGGGCGCUUGUGCUGAUUGAUUUUUCAACCGCUUUCUCAGGGUUUGUGCGAAUCGCGAAGCGAUAGAUUUACACUUUUGAAAAGACCACCCUGGACUUUUCCGUUGGUUUUCCUUUGACAAUUUGCUUGUUAGUCUCCCUCACGUUGCCGCGAUCCAGCUAACAUGAAAUUUAAAUCCGUAGCAACACAAUAAGCAAGAAUAGUCAAAAUAUCCUGCCAAAAUGUUUUUCUAUAUUGUACAUGCAUAUUUACGAAAAGUUGCACUGUUGACACACGCAGAAGAUCUCUCGCAAUACACUUUGGGAAAUAGACUUACAUCAAACCGAACAAAACACGAAGAAGAACACGCGUACACCACGCACAGGGCCGUAGGGAUGACGUUUCGACAAACACAGUAGAUUGUUGCUCUCCAAAUUCUGAACAUAUAGUGAUAUAUAUAUUAUAUAUUGUCAAACUCGCAAAGUUUCAAACUUGAAAAAAAAACACAAUCCUUGACGCGAGUUUUGAUUAUGAUUUUGUGUUUGUGACCUAAAAUAUGAGUUUAAAUAUAUCUAUAUCAAACCUUGGAAUUCGUACCUUGACGUCGAUUUUCUCCAACUGGUGCACUUGCAUAUGUUUCAAUGUAAUGUGAUAUGUGCGCAUUUUGCUGGUUGAAAUGUGCACAUAGUUGCUAGACGCGAAGGCGCUGCACCCUAUUUAAAGUUGAACGAUUCAGCAGUUUCGCCUAUCAAGUGUCCGAAGGAAAUUUUAUUUCUCUUCUACUAGUGCCAGACCUCCCUCACUUGCAGUUUAUGAUUACUGUCCUAUUGUUACAUUAUUUAAGCCACCUGUCUUUGAUUUUCAAUUACUUUCGCCCCUCCAGUUCGACUCACAAGUUUUGUGGCGAAAACUGAAAAAAAUACCAAUUUCUCUCUACCGAUAAUAGCAAUAAAGAAUCUUGAAAUCUUUGAAAUUAUAGGCUGUAGGUUGAAAAUUAAUGCAUAAUUACAUAAUUGAUAAAAUUAAUUGUUGCUCUCAAAGACAUGUAGAUAUAAAAGCGUUUGUUGGAAAAAAUUUCAAGAGUCAUCAAAUGAAAUUUAAAAAAACGCACGCGUCACACAGUUUACAAAAAGGAAACACACAGCAAAACAUUUCACGCGUGUGGCACUUGACAGUUUUUGUAAAAAGCCAACUCAAAGACACACCAACCGAAAAGAGAAUUUCAGAAUGUGCACGCUUAGAACGCUGCAGCAAAUGAAUUGCACUUUCACGCAAAGUAUUUAUGACAAGAAAUUGUUGUCAUUCAUAACAAAAAAUUGAUUAGUCUCAUAGCACGCAUGACGUAACGUUGAUUAAAUUGGAUCUCGAAUGACGUGUCCGUGUAAUGAUAAAACAUAAUUAUAAAAAGCAAUUUCAAGGAGCGUCGUUCGCAUAAGGGUUAAGGAUCAUUCUUUGACGAUACUACAAACUAUGAUAAAAAAUUGUUAUCAACAUUAUAUAAAUAAUGAUAGACUGAAUAACACUUCUCUCUUUAAUUUGGAUUGUUCAUCAUGUCGUUGGACGAUCAGUCUCUAUUGUUGAUUAUUUGAAAGAUUAAGCCUUUGGAGAGCCUAGUGAUAAAAUAACUUUGUUCAUUUCGAUCUAGCUGUUUUUUUCUUUCCCACCUUGUCCAUAAGAUGGAGUCUGCAGAGCUUUUGCACUGGAAAUCUUAUGCGGCAGUAAUGAGAAAUUAUUUAGAGAUCGAUAGUGCUAAAAUUAUUAAAAAUUUCCAAAUCUUUCAUACUCUGUCAUGCGCGUGUUUUAAGAACGUUGAAAGUUUAAUAACCUGAACAUUGAUACAUUAAUUAGGGAAUAAAUUAAAUUGCAAUUAAAUAUUCUACAAAUCUUUCUGCGUCCUUCUCAAAAAUUUAUCGCCUAAUAUAUCUUAAAAUUCCCUAUAAAAUUCGGGAUUGAUGCAUUUAUCCAAAAGAUUAGAUUGAAAAAAGAUACAAUCUGUGAUUUUCACACCUGAAAUGCUCUGUAAUAAAAUGCUCUACGACUUUGGUUGGUUUAUGCUUUAAAAUAUGCUCAAGCUUUUAAAAAAUUGGCCCCUAAAUGAAAAGAACCACACGAUUGGACAGUUAUUAAUUCUACACCGUGUAGUACCUCUUGCAUGGUUUAAACCUUCGCCUAAACGCACUCUGGCAGAAUUAGCGAAAAAAAAUUAAAAACGAAACUUAAUCAGUGGUGGAAAAGUACUUUAAUCACAAUAUGUAUAAUUUCAUUUCAGGAACUUUUUACAUAAUAAGAUUACAAUUGGCAAACAUGUACAAUGGCUGAAACGUUCACGUGUACAUUGACUAACUAAAAAUAAAUAGAUUGGUUCCUUUCCUAAA